CAUUCACCAUUCACCAUUCACCAUUCACCAUUCACUAGCUACACGGCUGGCUGCACCACGCCUCAACCUCUCAGACUCUCAGACUCUCACGAAGUCACAGAGUACUGAAAUAGUCUUCAUCCAUUGUCGGAAAAAAAAAAAGAAAAAGAGGAAACGAAAAGCAGCAAAAAUGAGCAACAUGACGGUGCUACCACCUACUUUACGAUGCGCAAUUCUCCCAAAUUCUCGCUUCAAUUCAACCUCUUCCUUCCCCAAAUUCAUCUUCUCUUCUCUCUCCACCACUCCAAUUUCCACUUCUUUUCUCUCUCCUCGUCACUCUCUCUCCUUCUCUUCCAUGGCUUCCCCUUCCAAACCUUCUUCUCAGGUUGUAGCAGCUGUAAAUGCAGUCGAUGACGUUGAAAUCUUUCAAAAAAUUCAAUCUCACCAGGAAAAGGCAGUUCGGCUUCCACCAGUUGAAGAAAUUCGGACUGUUGUUGCUAAUAGUACUCGUGGCAUGCUUUCUACUUUCUCUAAGAAAUAUGAUGGUUAUCCUUCAGGAUCAAUGGUAGAUUUUGCUUGCGAUGUGGAUGGAACUCCGAUCUUGGCUGUCAGCAGCCUGGCUGUUCAUACACAGGACCUACUGGCCAAUUCACAAUGCUCAUUACUUGUGGCAAAAGAUCCAGAUGACAGGACUGAUUUAGUAAUAACUCUGCAUGGAGAUGCUGUUGCUGUUACGGAAGAGGAAAGAGAAGCUGUUCGUACUGCUUAUUUGGCUAAACAUCCUACCGCUUUUUGGGUUGAUUUUGGUGACUUCCAAUUUUUGAAGAUCAAACUAAAAGUAGUUCGAUAUGUAUCUGGCGUGGCAACUGCCUUAUUGGGAUCAGGAGAGUUCAGCAGAGAAGAAUACACUGCAGCAAUAGUAGAUCCGAUAUCCCAGUUCUCUAAGCCAGUAGCGUCCCAUAUGAACAAGGAUCAUGCAGAGGACACAAAGCUAAUUGUGCAGCACUCGACUAGUGUUAUGGUGGAAUCUGCUUAUAUAGUGGACAUGGACCAUCUAGGUUUUAACGUCAAGGCAAGCUAUAUGGGGAAAACUUACAAGCUUCGAAUUCCUUUUCCCAGACCAGCAGCUGAUAGAAAGGAUGUGAAGACACUCAUUGUUGAAAUGCUUCAAGCGGCAAGGUCGAUGGGAAAGUGAAACUUGUGCCUCUACAGUAAAAAGUAUGUGGUGAUACAAUAUGCGAAUGGGAUCUGACCCGGAUUUUGCUCUCACAAGGUGUCAAUUUCAUGCUGGUUUUAGUAACUCAAACGGCGUCGUGUUAUGUAGGUGUACACGGCAGAGUAGUCAUAGAAGGGAGAUGAAGAACAUGCCGCAGAUUUAUUUGCACAGCAGAGGGAGAUAAAUGACUGUAACUUUACGAUUCUCGCAUCAAAUUCUUGUAAAUUAUGUGUGGUCUUUGUGCAAAAUUUAGAAUUGAAACUAUAUUAAUAUAUACUCAACUUCUCGAUGAAGCCAUACCAUGAAAGGGAAAUAAUAUCUAUCUUCUUUCUUUUGUUUA
Molecule: messenger RNA, 1535 nt
Organism: Beta vulgaris subsp. vulgaris (sugar beet)
Lineage: Eukaryota; Viridiplantae; Streptophyta; Magnoliopsida; Caryophyllales; Amaranthaceae
Exons: 13
Coding region: 170-1174 (334 amino acids)
Source: RefSeq, a predicted model, not a curated record